AGAGACCAGCAGAACGGCAUCCCAGCCACGACGGCCACUUUGCUCUGUCUGCUCUCCGCCACGGCCCUGCUCUGUUCCCUGGGACACCCCCGCCCCCACCUCCUCAGGCUGCCUGAUCUGCCCAGCUUUCCAGCUUUCCUCUGGAUUCCGGCCUCUGGUCAUCCCUCCCCACCCUCUCUCCAAGGCCCUCUCCUGGUCUCCCUUCUUCUAGAACCCCUUCCUCCACCUCCCUCUCUGCAGAACUUCUCCUUUACCCCCCACCCCCCACCACUGCCCCCUUUCCUUUUCUGACCUCCUUUUGGAGGGCUCAGCGCUGCCCAGACCAUAGGAGAGAUGUGGGAGGCUCAGUUCCUGGGCUUGCUGUUUCUGCAGCCGCUUUGGGUGGCUCCAGUGAAGCCUCUCCAGCCAGGGGCUGAGGUCCCGGUGGUGUGGGCCCAGGAGGGGGCUCCUGCCCAGCUCCCCUGCAGCCCCACAAUCCCCCUCCAGGAUCUCAGCCUUCUGCGAAGAGCAGGGGUCACUUGGCAGCAUCAGCCAGACAGUGGCCCGCCCGCUGCCGCCCCCGGCCAUCCCCUGGCCCCCGGCCCUCACCCGGCGGCGCCCUCCUCCUGGGGGCCCAGGCCCCGCCGCUACACGGUGCUGAGCGUGGGUCCCGGAGGCCUGCGCAGCGGGAGGCUGCCCCUGCAGCCCCGCGUCCAGCUGGAUGAGCGCGGCCGGCAGCGCGGGGACUUCUCGCUAUGGCUGCGCCCAGCCCGGCGCGCGGACGCCGGCGAGUACCGCGCCGCGGUGCACCUCAGGGACCGCGCCCUCUCCUGCCGCCUCCGUCUGCGCCUGGGCCAGGCCUCGAUGACUGCCAGCCCCCCAGGAUCUCUCAGAGCCUCCGACUGGGUCAUUUUGAACUGCUCCUUCAGCCGCCCUGACCGCCCAGCCUCUGUGCAUUGGUUCCGGAACCGGGGCCAGGGCCGAGUCCCUGUCCGGGAGUCCCCCCAUCACCACUUAGCGGAAAGCUUCCUCUUCCUGCCCCAAGUCAGCCCCAUGGACUCUGGGCCCUGGGGCUGCAUCCUCACCUACAGAGAUGGCUUCAACGUCUCCAUCAUGUAUAACCUCACUGUUCUGGGUCUGGAGCCCCCAACUCCCUUGACAGUGUACGCUGGAGCAGGUUCCAGGGUGGGGCUGCCCUGCCGCCUGCCUGCUGGUGUGGGGACCCGGUCUUUCCUCACUGCCAAGUGGACUCCUCCUGGGGGAGGCCCUGACCUCCUGGUGACUGGAGACAAUGGCGACUUUACCCUUCGACUAGAGGAUGUGAGCCAGGCCCAGGCUGGGACCUACACCUGCCAUAUCCAUCUGCAGGAACAGCAGCUCAAUGCCACUGUCACAUUGGCAAUCAUCACAGUGACUCCCAAAUCCUUUGGGUCACCUGGAUCCCUGGGGAAGCUGCUUUGUGAGGUGACUCCAGUAUCUGGACAAGAACGCUUUGUGUGGAGCUCUCUGGACACCCCAUCCCAGAGGAGUUUCUCAGGACCUUGGCUGGAGGCACAGGAGGCCCAGCUCCUUUCCCAGCCUUGGCAAUGCCAGCUGUACCAGGGGGAGAGGCUUCUUGGAGCAGCAGUGUACUUCACAGAGCUGUCUAGCCCAGGUGCCCAACGCUCUGGGAGAGCCCCAGGUGCCCUCCCAGCAGGCCACCUCCUGCUGUUUCUCAUCCUUGGUGUCCUUUCUCUGCUCCUUUUGGUGACUGGAGCCUUUGGCUUUCACCUUUGGAGAAGACAGGUGAGCCAGGGACAUGGCAACCCCGCCCCCCAGCAGCUCCCGCUCUUCCAUCCUCAGAGUGCUGAUGGCACCCCUUCCUCAGGAAGUGGCGACCAAGACGAUUUUCUGCCUUAGAGCAAGGGAUUCACCCUCCGCAGGCUCAGAGCAAGAUAGAGGAGCUGGAGCAAGAACCGGAGCCGGAGCCGGAGCCGGAACCGGAGCCCGAGCCCGAGCCCGAGCCGGAGCAGCUCUGACCUGGAGCUGAGGCAGCCAGCAGAUCUCAGCAGCCCAGUCCAAAUAAACUCCCUGUCAGCAGCAA
Messenger RNA from Homo sapiens (human), 2062 nucleotides. It is a transcript of the gene LAG3, whose product is annotated as lymphocyte activating 3. The record is from RefSeq and is marked reviewed. Gene Ontology annotation, molecular function: transmembrane signaling receptor activity; MHC class II protein binding. Gene Ontology annotation, cellular component: external side of plasma membrane; extracellular region; plasma membrane. Lineage: Eukaryota; Metazoa; Chordata; Mammalia; Primates; Hominidae. Gene Ontology annotation, biological process: negative regulation of regulatory T cell differentiation; negative regulation of T cell activation; regulation of immune response. The coding region runs from base 334 to 1878 and encodes 514 amino acids. The transcript has 8 exons.